Messenger RNA from Bicyclus anynana (squinting bush brown), 21693 nucleotides. It is a transcript of the gene Titin1, whose product is annotated as titin. The record is from RefSeq and is a predicted model, not a curated record. Lineage: Eukaryota; Metazoa; Arthropoda; Insecta; Lepidoptera; Nymphalidae. The annotation marks the transcript as partial. The transcript is spliced from 16 exons.
AUGCAUUUUGGUACGAUGAGGCGCACGAGACGCAAGAAGCUCCGAGCGUUGCGCGUCUGUGUGACCACGUUUUUCACGUGGUGCCACAUGGAGAGGUAUUUAGCCGUUGGGGAGCAUUUGUCAGUCCAAUCCAUUAGUGACACCGGGGGCGAGUCACGAAAGCAAAUAUCUCAGAAGAGCCAUGAUAAAAAAACUAUUGUGUCAACUCUUGCAACAGAAGAUUCAGACACAUCUCAAACUAGAGUUUUACAUAAAACGACAGAAGAAAGUAAUAUUUUAAAAUUACAAAACAUAGAAGAUGUGCAAACUCGGCAAGUACCGUGGAGAAAGACUAGGAUCGCUUCAUUAACAAAAUUAGAAGAACAAACACUAGAAACGAAACAUUGGCGAAAACCACGUCGUGAAGAUAACAAUUUGAUUAAGGAUACGGAAACUGAAGAAGAAGAACGUCUUGUGAGACAGCAGUCUAAGCCUAAAACAGAUAAAAAACCUCUAUUUUUAGAUAAAAUUUCUGUAGUAGAAGAUUCUUCGGUCUUAGAGAUAUCUAAAGAGGAAGACACUAAAGUGGAAAUGCCUGUUGAAAAAGAAAUGGGACCUGAUAAGUACCCUGACAAACAGUUACGAGAACAGGUACCAUGGACUCAAGAGGCAAUUAAAUUACGGCCAACAAAAGUAGAAAAAACGCCUAUUUCAAAAGAAAAGUUUGAAGACGUGUCACUCAAACCAGUCAGAAAAAGUUCAUUGCAGAAGACUGAUGCAGUAGUUAUCGAAGAUUCGACUAUAACUUCCGAAGGCUUGGAAAACGUAAAAGUUGUUGAACAUCAAAGCGAUAUUUCAAAAAGUAAAACCCUAAUGCAAACAACUGAGGACUCUUCUAUGUUAGAUUUAAAACAAACCGAUGAAAUUCUUCGAAAACAGACAACUAGAAGUAAAUCGGAAAUAAAACCAUUAGAUAAGCUUGUAAAAGACCAACAAGUACCUUGGACACAAGAAGCCAUAAAAUUACGUCCCACUAAAGUUGAAAAAUCCCCAAUUCCAAAAGAAAAGUUUGAAGACGUGGAUUUAAGACCACUGCGGGAAAGUUCGUUACAAAAGAUUGAGACAGUAGUUAUUGAAGAUUUGAUUACAGCUGUAGAAGAUACAGUAAUUUUAAAAAUUACCGAUGGUGAAGAUACUGAUAAAAUCAAGCCAUUUGAAAACGAUAAACCGUAUCAAGAAAUACAACCAGAAACAGUUUCGUGGCGUGUUGGUAAAAGACAAGCAAAAGAAAAACCACUAGUAGAAGAGUCAGAUCUCAAGCGUAUUUCAAAACCUCAAGUGCCAAAAGAAGAACAACCAGGAGAUAAACCACUUAUAAAAGAAAAGCCAGUUGAAGAUCAAAAGCCAGAAGAGGUAUCGUGGCGUGUUGGAAAAAAACGAACCAAGGAAGAACCAUUAGUGAAAGCACCAGAAGAAGAAACGCUAGAGGAGGAUGCUAAACUCAAGCCAGUGCAAAUAGUUAAACCAAUAGAUCAGCCUGAAGAAGCUAAACUUAAGCCGGUUAGAAAGGUGAAACUUGAAGAGUCGACGGUUGAAGAAGCAGUUCUCAAGCCUGGAUCUAAACAAAAAGCACCUGAACAGGAAAAACCUGAGGAGGUUAAGCUUAAACCUGUUAAAAAAGGAAAACCGAAGGAGGAAGACCAGCAAGAAGAGGUUUCAUGGCGUGUAGGGAAGAGGCGUCCGAAAGAAGAAAAGCCAGUCGAAGAAGUAGAUCUUAAACCUGUUCCCAAACAAAAAGCACUAGAAGAACAAACACCAGAAGAGGUUACACUUGAACCAAUUAAGAAAGAAAAACCAGUUGAAGAAAUAAAAUCAGAUGAGGUUUCGUGGCGUGUUGGAAAGAAACGACCUAAAGAAGAACCUUUGGUGAAAGAAGUAGACCUUAAGCCUAUUUCAAAACCAAAAGCACCAGAAGAUGACAAAACAGAGGAAGUACAUCUGAAACCUGUUAAAAAAGAAAAACCGACGGAAGAUGAGCAGCCAAAAGAGGUUUCGUGGCGUGUAGGAAAGAGGCGUCCAAAAGAAGAAAAAUCAGUCGAAGAAGUAGAUCUUAAGCCUGUUCCAAAACCAAUAGCACCAGAAGAAGAAAAACCAGAAGAAAUAAAACUUAAACCAACGAAAAAGGUGAAGCCAGAGGAAGAACAAAAGCCAGAGGAGGUCUCGUGGCCUGUUGGUAAGAGACGCCCUAAAGAGGAACCAUCAGUGGAAGAAGUAGACCUAAAGCCUAUUCCGAAACCAAAAGCACCUGAAGAAGACAAGCCAGAGGAAGUCAAGGUAAAACCCAUAAGAAAAGUAAAACCUGAAGAGCCAUCAAUUGAAGAAGUUGUACUCAAACCAGUACCAAAACAAAAAGCACCAGAAGAAGAAAAGUCCGAGGAAAUUAAGCUUAAGCCUAUUCCGAAGGAAAAACUGACGGAGGAAGAGCAGCCGCAAGAAGUUACAUGGCGCGUAGGGAAGAGGCGCCCAAAAGAAGAAAAACCAGUCGAAGAAGUAGAUCUUAAGCCUGUUCCAAAACCAAUAGCACCAGAAGAAGAAAAACCAGAAGAAAUAAAACUUAAACCAACGAAAAAGGUGAAGCCAGAGGAAGAACAAAAGCCAGAGGAGGUUUCGUGGCCUGUUGGUAAGAGGCGCCCUAAAGAGAAACUAUCAGUGGAAGAAGUAGACUUAAAGCCUAUUCCGAAAUCAAAAGCACCUGAAGAAGACAAGCCAGAGGAAGUCAAGCUAAAACCCAUAAGAAAAGUAAAACCUGAAGAGCCAUCAAUUGAGGAAGUUGUACUCAAACCAGUACCAAGACAACCAGCACCAGAAGAAGAAAAGCCCGAGGAAAUUAUGCUUAAGCCUAUUCCGAAGGAAAAACUGACGGAGGAAGAGCAGCCGCAAGAAGUUACAUGGCGCGUAGAAAAGAGGCGUCCAAAAGAAGAAAAACCAGUUGAAGAAGUAGAUCUUAAGCCUGUUCCAAAACCAAUAGCACCAGCAGAAGAAGAAAAACCAGAAGAAUUAAAACUUAAACCAAUGAAAAAGGUGAAGUCAGAAGAAGAACAAAAGCCAGAAGAGGUUUCGUGGCCUGUUGGUAAGAGACGCCCUAAAGAGAAACUAUCAGUGGAAGAAGUAGACCUAAAGCCUAUUCCGAAAUCAAAAGCACCUGAAGAAGACAAGCCAGAGGAAGUCAAGCUAAAACCCAUAAGAAAAGUAAAACCUGAAGAGCCAUCAAUUGAGGAAGUUGUUCUCAAACCAGUACCAAAACAAAAAGCACCAGAAGAAGAAAAGUCCGAGGAAAUCAAGCUUAAGCCUGUUAAGAAGGAAAAACUGACGGAGGAAGAGCAGCCGCAAGAAGUUACAUGGCGCGUAGGGAAGAGGCGACCAAAAGAAGAAAAACCAGUCGAAGAAGUAGAUCUUAAGCCUAUUCCUAAACCAAUAGCACCAGAAGAAGAAAAACCAGAAGAAAUAAAACUUAAACCAACGAAAAAGGUGAAGCCAGAGGAAGAACAAAAGCCAGAGGAGGUCUCGUGGCCUGUUGGUAAGAGACGCCCUAAAGAGGAACCAUCAGUGGAAGAAGUAGACCUAAAGCCUAUUCCGAAACCAAAAGCACCUGAAGAAGACAAGCCAGAGGAAGUCAAGCUAAAACCCAUAAGAAAAGUAAAACCUGAAGAGCCAUCAAUGGAGGAAGUUGUACUCAAACCAGUACCAAGACAACUAGCACCAGAAGAAGAAAAGCCCGAGGAAAUUAAGCUAAAGCCUGUUCCAAAGGAAAAACUGACGGAGGAAGAGCAGCCGCAAGAAGUUACAUGGCGCGUAGGGAAGAGGCGUCCAAAAGAAGAAAAACCAGUUGAAGAAGUAGAUCUUAAGCCUGUUCCAAAACCAAUAGCACCAGCAGAAGAAGAAAAACCAGACGAAAUAAAACUUAAACCAACGAAAGAGGUAAAAUCAGAAGAAGAACAAAAGCCAGAGGAGGUUUCGUGGCCUGUUGGUAAGAGACGUCCUAAAGAAGAACCAUUAGUGGAAGAUGUAGACCUAAAGCCCAUUCCGAAACCAAAAGCACCCGAAGAAGAAAAGCCAGAGGAAGUCAAGCUAAAACCCAUAAGAAAAGUAAAACCUGAAGAGCCCUCAAUUGAGGAAAUUGUACUCAAACCAGUACCAAAACAAUCAGCACCAGAAGAAGAAAAGCCCGAGGAAAUUAAGCUAAAGCCUGUUCCAAAGGAAAAACCUACGGAGGAAGAGCAGCCGCAAGAGGUUACAUGGCGCGUAGGGAAGAGGCGUCCAAAAGAAGAAAAACCAGUUGAAGAAGUAGAUCUUAAGCCUGUUCCAAAACCAAUAGCACCAGCAGAAGAAAAACCAGAAGAAAUAAAACUUAAACCAACGAAAAAGGUGAAGCCAGAGGAAGAACAAAAGCCAGAGGAGGUCUCGUGGCCUGUUGGUAAGAGACGCCCUAAAGAGGAACCAUCAGUGGAAGAAGUAGACCUAAAGCCUAUUCCGAAACCAAAAGCACCUGAAGAAGACAAGCCAGAGGAAGUCAAGGUAAAACCCAUAAGAAAAGUAAAACCUGAAGAGCCAUCAAUUGAAGAAGUUGUACUCAAACCAGUACCAAAACAACCAGUAUCAGAAGAAGAAAAGCCCGAGGAAAUCAAGCUUAAGCCUGUUAAGAAGGAAAAACUGACGGAGGAAGAGCAGCCGCAAGAGGUUACAUGGCGCGUAGGGAAGAGGCGUCCAAAAGAAGAAAAACCAGUCGAAGAAGUAGAUCUUAAGCCUGUUCCAAAACCAAUAGCAUCAGCAGAAGAAGAAAAACCAGAAGAAAUAAAACUUAAAGUAACUAAAAAGGUGAAGCCAGAAGAAGAACAAAAGCCAGAGGAGGUUUCGUGGCCUGUUGGUAAGAGACGCCCUAAAGAAGAACCAUCAGUGGAAGAAGUAGACCUAAAGCCCAUUCCGAAACCAAAAGCACCAGAAGAAGAUAAGCCAGACGAAGUCAAACUUAAGCCAGUUAGAAAGGUGAAACCUGAAGAUUUACCAGUUGAAGAAGUAGUCCUCAAACCAGUACCGAAACAAAAGGAACUAGAAAACGAAAAACCCGAGGAAGUAAAGCUGAAGCCAAUUGAAAAGACAGAAAAGGAAAAAACAGAUACAUUAAAAACGGUAGAAAAACACAGGAAGAAGAUAAAGAAAAAAAUUGAAAAGGAGGAGACCACGGAAGUUGGGCCGUUAAUAAUUCAGCCAAUAAAGGCCAUGAAUGUAUGUGACAACCAUGAUUUUGAACUUGAAGUUAGUUUUACGCCAAAUUUUGUCGAUAACAUUACUUGGUUUCGUAAUAAUCAAUUGAUUCAAAAAAGUGAUGAUAGUUGUAUAAUAAUAGAAAAUGGCAGAUCAAUGCUGAAAAUCCUGAAAGCUGAUAAAAAUAAAGUUGGUAAAUAUGAGGUACUGAUACAAAAAGACGAUGUUGUCUUGAAAUCAGCAUGCACUGUAAAAUUAAUAAAGCCAACGCAACAAAAUUAUGUGGAACCACCCACUUUUGUAAAACCAUUAAUGCCCAAAUACGUUCGUUUGGGAGAAAUAGUUCUUUUGGAAAUAGAGGUGGAAUCAAAUCCGUGUGCAUCUUUUCAAUGGUUCAUCGGCAACAGAGAUGUUUUAGGCUACGUAAAGGAAAAUAAGAUACAUAAUAUAUAUAUAACCAAUAAGCAAAACGUAUCAUGUCUUUGUAUAGAAAACAUGACCCAAGAACUAUUUGGUAUAAUAACGUGCAGAGCUGAAAAUUUCGGCGGAUCUGUCUCGUCGUCCGCGUCUCUAUCCUUAGAUAAAUCUGUUAAAGAGACGCCUGGUAGAGCACCCGAAUUUAUUUCACCCUUACAAUGUACAACGGUAAUGGAUGGAGAGCCAAUAAUAUUGAAAUGCACUAUCGAUGCUGAACCUUGGCCUAAAAUUGAUUGGUACCUUAACGGAAAUUGUAUAGAGUGGGCUAGAGAUAUUACCGUUGGCCGUCAAGAAUCUGGAUUGUGUGAACUUUGCAUAAAGGAAGCUUUCCCGGAAAUGUCGGGUACAUACAGCUGUGUGGCUGAGAACGAAUACGGGCGAAGCAGUUGCGAAUGUAUAGUGACUGUGGAAGCAUACGAAUAUGUACCUAGCGCGUCCGAAGAAGAUAUCUUGAGCGACGAAAAAACUAGUGACAUUGAAGAAUUUGCUCCUAAGAUUAUAAAGGCGUUGCCAACUGUGGUAUCUGCUGCCGAAGGAGAGCUGACGAGGUUUGUCGCAAAGGCUAUUGGAGUGCCCACUCCUGAGACAAAAUGGCUAAAGCAAGGUGAAGAAAUCCAUCCUUCUGAAGAAUAUCAGAUUGAGGAAUUAGAUGAUGGCACAUCGAUACUGAUCAUACCUGAAGUGUAUCAGGACGAUACCGGAGAGGUCUCAUUUGAAGCUACUAAUCCACUAGGCGCAGCAUCCACAGUAGCAGCAUUAUCUGUUGAGAGUGUCGUCGGAACUACUGACUACAGGAAACCGGAAUGGGUGACGCACAUGGAAAAAUUACAGAAGGCUUUAAAAGUAAGUCACUUUGUCCCAACAUUCGUGAAAACACUUACGAGCCAACGUGCACGCGUCGAACAAACUGUCAUUUUCACUGCAAGCUACACAGGCGUGCCCAAGCCAGAUAUCACUUGGUACAAAGAUGGUGAGGUAAUUAAGACUGAUGAAAUUUACACCAUAGAAAACGAUGGUGAAACAACAGUAUGCAAAAUAACCACCGUGAACAAAAGCUCUGAAGGCACAUAUCGUUGUGAAGCCGUUAGUGACGUAGGCAAGGCGUCGACUACUGCCACGCUGCGAGUGAUCGAGAGUAAGGAGACUGUUGACAAGGUAACGACGAAGAAAACGAAGAUUAUAAAGAAAGAUCAAAGAAGACAGGUUGUGGAAGAAGUUUCUAUAUUAGGAAUGGAAGAAGUUCCAGAUGAAGUUACUGGAGAUGAAGCACCAAUUGAAGAAAGUACGAUUGAUCGCAUAGAGCCUGAGGUAGUUAACAAAGAAACAGUCGAGAAAGUCACAAUUAAGAAAACAAAAGUUAAAAAGGAUCUAAGGAAAGACAAAGUGGAAGUGGAAGAGACUGUGGAAGAUAUUAUUCCCACAAAAGAAGACGAAGAUACUAUACCAAAGGAAGUUAUUGAGGGUCGUGAAGUUGAAAGUGAAAUACCUGAAAUUGUUGAUGAAGAAACAGUUGAAAAACUCAUAACGAAGAAAACCAAAGUGAAGAAAGAAAAACGAAAAGAACAAGUAAAAGAGAUUUUAGAAGAUGUAGUAGUUUCUUCGAUCGAGGAUGAUACGGUUCCGGAUGAAAUAAUCGAAGAAGAAGUGCCCGUUGAAGAGACUAUAGUCUCUCGUAAGGAACCAGAGCUUGUAGAAGAUGAAACUGUUGAAAAAGUCACCACGAAGAAAACCAAAGUAAAGAAAGAAAAAAGAAAAGAACAGGUAAAACAAAUUGUAGAAGACAUAACAGUUUCUUCGAUUGAAGAAGACACUGUUCCGGAUGAAAUAAUUGAAGAAGAAGCACCUGUUGAAGAGAAUGAAGUCCCUCGCGAAGAACCAGAGCUUGUCGAAGAUGAAACGAUUAAAAAGGUCACCACAAAGAAAACGAAAGUAAAGAAAGAAAAAAGGAAAGAACAGGUGAAAGAGAUUGUAGAAGAUGAAGUUAUUUCUGUGACAGAGGAAGAUACCGUUCCGGAGAAAGUCACCGUGGAGGAGUUGCCCAUUGAAGAGAUUAAAAUAGAUCGCGAGGAACCGGACAUUGUCGAAGAAAUUACAGUUGAAAAAAUUACCACGAAGAAAACUAAAGUAAAGAAAGAUAAACGAAAAGAAUUAGUAAAAGAGGUUAUAGAAGAUGUUGUUAUUUCUGCGACGGAAUCGCCUGAUGAGAAACCAGAGAUUGAUGAACUCGAUCGUUUAGAAUCUCUACCCGCAGAUGACGCCGUGGAAAUAGAGGAAGUGCUUGAAGUUAUCGAUGUCAAAAAGUUCGGACCCGGAGAAUCGCCUUUACGUGAAUUGGCCAAGAUUGGCUACAUGUUAAGGAAGGGCGCAACGACCGAAGAGAUUGAGAGCUUGUACGACGCUCAAUGCUUUCCGGCGCUACGAGCCCCGCAGGCGCAAUCUGCACUCGUGCGUCUCGUCGAACGACAAGGUCACAGCGGCCUCAUUACAGAGGCCCUCACCCAGGAGACGACUCAAGCAGAGGAUGUUAUCGCUGCCAAGGUUGGUUUCCGCGCCUUCAUGAGGAUGAUUGUCUCCAAACACGCUACAGUCGAGGAAGUUAUCACGCACUUCAGUCCAGAGGAUUUUAAGCCGAGAUCUUGGGAACACAAGGAAGCGAGCGAGACUGUCGUCCAGUCGGUAGAAGAGGUUGCAAAGAAGUCAGCUAUCAAAGUAUUAAAAGAUACGACGGUUGUGCCCGAAGAAGAAAAGCCCGCCGAGGAUACGAAUGAAAAAACCAAAAGCAAAAAAUCCAAAAAACAAAGAAUAGGUUCAACAACAUUUGAAAUAGAAGAAGACGUUACAAUAAAAAAGUUGCUUGAAGUUCUCCCGAAACAGAGUGCGGAAUAUGUUGAAGAUGAAGAAGCUAGGCCAUUUGAGGAUGAGCAUAUCUUAUGUAUUACUACUUUAGCCACAGAUGUUCACGAUAGUAAAAUAGAAGUAAUUCCAGCCAGUGAAGUUACUCAUAUUGUUCUAGAACACCAAAAGUGCAAAGAUAAAGCUAAUGUGAAAUUUACCACGAAUUAUUCGAUCGCGAGUGGUAUCCAAGAAGUUCACGAAAAAGAGGAACCGUUACACACAAAACAAGGAAGUUUUAGAAAUGUUCAGGAAUCGUACAAUCAAAUGGAAUCAUUGCAGGUUACUGAAAUAGAUAUUGAUCAUUCUGUAGGUGAAUAUCAAGGGAAAACAAUAAAAGCUGAGAGUAAGGCCCGUAAAAGUCUUGUGCCUGCUGAAAAUAUCGUAACUGAAGAGACAGUUGUGCAUAUGACUACUACCGAUACCAGUAUAGAAGAUCAAAAACAAGUGGAAAAAGCAAUAUCAACAAUUAUUUUACAAGAUGCUUUGAAUGUUUCACAAGAUGUCACCGCCAUUGACGAAAUACCCUUAAAAGAUUCUAUUGUUACCAAAUCUGUUGCAGAGAUAUCUAUCACGCCGUUAACCGGGUUAGAGGUAACACAAGUUGAAGAAGAGUCCAGAGAACAUGAGUUAGUAAGUAGAAGUCUUGACAAACCAGUUAAAUCGAAUGUCAAUUUUAAUUUACUGGAAUCGGUAGAAGUAAGAGAAAUUUUCGUUGACGACAAAUCGGGAAAAUAUUAUCCAGAAUUAAUUGUGCCAACGGAAAUGGCUAAGAAAAAUAUUUUAGUAUCAAACCAGAUUGUUACUGAAAUUUAUAAUAUACAAGAGAAAGAAGGGUCUUUAGGCUUACAAAAAGUACCACAUCCACAAGAAGCUAACAUAAACGUUGUAUCAAAAGAAAGCAUCCUUGUGUCAACAAAUGAUGUUCAUGAAAAAGAAGGCUCUUUAUCUAUAGUUAAUCUUCCUGAUGAAGCGAACGUUGAAAAAGAUUUAAUAUUGCAUUCUAGUUUAUGCAACUAUAUGACGAUACCUCAUUUUAAGGAGUCUGAAUUCACACCUGAAAUAUGCGUAGAGAAAAAAGCUGGUAUAAGUUUUAGUGAACACCAGCAUAAGAGUAACUUUGAAACUAACAUUCAUGAUUCCGAAAUUUCAUUACCAGAAAGAGAAAGUUUAACAAGGAAUCAGGCAAAUGUUACUUUAUUUGCAUUAGAUAAAAAUAUGACUGAAGAAGUCCAAAUACACGAGCGUGAAAAAGAAUUUAUAAAAGUGGAAGAUAAACAAUCUGUACAAGCCCAAAUUGAUAUUAAACCUAUUGAGUCGCUUAUUACUUCAGAAACAUUGCAACUUACAGCUCCUGGGAAUAUAAAACCAAUAGAUAAAGUAGACAGUAAAACAGCAACGGAAGCUGUUAUCACUGAAAAUGCAAAAAUUGUGACUACACCUUUUAUACACGACCAAGAAAUUUCGCAGUUAUACCCCACAAAGAAUGCAGAAAAUGUGUCUGUUUCUUUAAUUCCAAAUAUUUCUAUAUCCGUUUUGGAAAUUAGUGCAUCAGAUUUAGAAAAUAAACUGGUGGUAGACAAAAUUCCUGAGGUAUCUAAUACUCAACCAAAACUAACUCAUAAUUUCAAGAGUCUCGUUUUUGAAGAAGUGACUACAUCUAGUCAAGUAGAUAUUUUACAACCUUUAGAUAAAAAACCCAAUAAUGCUACUGAACAGAGAGAUUUACAUACAGAGGUAACUGUUCUUCAAGCCACAGUGCAGGAACAACUACAAAAAUUAGAAGACCAUGCAGAAAAUCAAACAAAAGCUUUUACUUCAUUCACUGAAAAUGAAAGUUUGAAUAUAAUAGAAACGGUACCAAAUGACACGGAAAAACAAUUAGUUAUUGACAAUAGUAUGUCAAAUAAAUUUGCUAUAAUAGAUGUUGAUGUAGGUCAUAAAGCUGCAGUUGUAACCGAAACAAAUUUGCGCGAUUCUACAAAGCAACUAGAAACUCCACAAACUGAAAGUCGUAAAGCAAAUGUAACAUCUCAACCAAAUUACCCGAUUCAAAUAACUGAAAACGCAGUAUUAGACAGUCAAGCAAUUUUAGAAACGAUUGACAAACCAUGUUCAAAAUUAAUUAGCCAAGAAAUUGUUCCUGUACAAGAAAUUCUAAAAAUAUCGGAAAUCUUAACGCAUGAUAAAGAGGAGCCUUACAGUAGUAUUAUACCAUCUCAAAAAGUUUGUGAACAAUCUAAAGAUUUAGUUAGUAGACCUGUAGCAACUUCUUUGGAAUUGGUUCCAAGUUCUAGUGUAGCGUUCACGGAGAGAUUUGACGUAUCUGAUAAAAUUGUUAAAGCCAGCCUAGAAAGUUUUCCUCAUACAGAAGUUGUUAUAUCAACUACUGAAUGUAAUGAAAAAGAGAGCUUGCUAACACUAAGCAGUACACCAUUUGUUGCAGCAACAUUUAAUUUUAAUUCAAUGCAGGCUGUUAUGAUAGACGAAAAUACAUCUGAAAUAUUGCCGACAAAGCUUAAAACUCAAGAUGAUUCGCAAAGAAUUAAUCUGACACCAACUCCUAUAACCUCUGAAGCUAUAGUGCAGCAAGAAACUAUUGUAAAUUCAUCAGAAUUGACUUUAGAUGUUCCAGAUGAAGUUAAACAAACAAAAGCUUUAAUUACGGUCUUUGCUCUUUCUACUCCAAACCAAAUGGUUGAAAUAACUCAUGAAAAAGAAAACGAAUUUACAUCUCCAAAAAUCCCAGAACAGCACGAGGUUAAUAUAAAAUUGCGUGAGCAUAGUGGAUUGGAAAUCAUUGAAACUAUAUCUCAAUCUGAUAACUUAAAAGAGACAGAAAAAUUCGAGCUUCCUCAGAAAACAGCUCAAGCUAAAUUUGAUGAAGUGUAUGGUAAAACGGCCAACAUAGAAGAGGUGACAGUUAUACAAUCGCCAAAAGAUUUUACACAAGAUUUACCUCAACAAAAACCUGGAAUAAAUACGUCUGAACUAUUAAAUUUAGAACAAACAGAAACAGUAGUAGCUGAUAGUGAAGGUAUACUGUUAUACGAAAAACCCCUAAAAUGUAAUGUUACGUCGAAUUAUGUCGAAUCUCAGUCUGUAAUUGAAAGUUCUAUUAAUAUAUCCGAAAAAGAAAAAGAAUUUGAAGAUCAUUUUGUUUUACCUAGUCAUGGCGCUACUGUCGAGUUUGUGCCGUAUACUGGAAUUAUAAGCACCGAAGUGAAUAUAUCCAAUAUGACAGAAAAUCUUAAACAACUCGAAAAUAUACAUAGAGAUCAAGCUCUAAAAACCAAUAUAGAAUUACAAGCAGCCGUAGAUAUUUCAGAAGUAUUUCUUAAAGAGUCAGAAGCUCCUUUAAAACAAAUACCAGUUGCAAAAUCACAUACACUUCAACCUUUACAAAAUAUUACACUACACACUUCUUUAGAUACAAUGGAAACUGUUGUUAAUGAACAAGAAACCGAUAUUAUUGUACCAUUACACAAUAUGAAAUAUCAAAAGGUAGAUUUUACUGUAAAUCCGUGCCACUAUGUUGAUGUAUCAGAGGAGGUAAUUGCAGAAAAAGAAAGUAAAUUAAAUGUAGAUGAAACAUCUGCAAAAACUAUUAAUAAUGUAACUUUUGACACUCAUAAACAUAUAAAUGUUGAUGUUUGUCAAACAACUGAAUUUGAAAACGUACUGGAAAAAAUUGAUUAUGCUACAAAACAAAUAAAAGAUUUUAGUCUAGAUACUGCCACACCAUUAUACAUUAGUGAAGUAAAAAGUGAAGAACAACCAGAAAUCUUAUUAUGUUUUAAUGAAAAGCGAAAGGAAAUGUCAAUAUUAAGUCUAGAAGUGGGUGACCACAUUAAUACUAUAGAAAUAGUUCCAUAUGAAAAAGGAGAAAACUUAAGUCCAGUUAAAUAUGAUAAAACAGAAAAUUUGACUCCAAAUAUUGAAGGAGUACAACAUGUUACUGUCCUUGAAAUAGAAUCCAUAGAGAAUGAGCAACCUUUAGAAAGUGGACGUAAACAAACGGAAAAACAAGCUAACUUUUCUCUUGAAUGUAUGUCUUCAUUUUUAGUUCACGAAGUAUUACCAAAAGAAACAGAAUUGCCAUUUAUACAAAAAAAUAUACAAAAAGAAGAAAAACCAUCAUCACGAUUAGAUUCACAGCAGCAUGUAGUGGUUACGAAUGUCUUUCCUGAAGAAAAAGAGGAAAUUCUUCAAACUGUUGCCCACCCUCUAACUAAAACUCAAACAGUCAGUAUUAAAACAACUGAUCAUGUUUUAACGUGCGAAGAUGUAGCAUUUCAGGAUGCAUUAAAAUUUGUAGAUAGCAAUGAGACAAAGGGUGAGACAGCUAUAGAAACGCAUGUUAUCUUAGAAAGUUUAAAUAAACAAGAGCAGCAAGUAAUUGAAAGUAUAGAGACGUUCGAUAAACCCAAAGAGCUACCAAAAUCAUUCGCAAAGAAAGAAAUUUCCGAUCUUACAGCGGCUGAAUGUACAGAGGUUUUUGUUCAUGAAGAGUCUGAUACCUUCAACAAACAGCCCAAUAAAGAAGAACACGGGAUAGAAACGCAAACUACAGCAAAAGAAGUGAUAACUUUAUUACCCGAUAUAAUUGAUAGUAUAUCAAAAUUGCCAGAAAACCGAGUUACACAAAAUUCUGCUAAGUACGAAUUUGAACUGAAUAAAAUAUAUGUUAUAGAAGAAAACAUUACUCAAGAAUUUCCUGAACCUUUAGAAACAAUAACAGAUACCACGAAAAAAGCUGAAGAAGAAAUCACUGAAUUAAAAAGCAUUGAACAAACUGAAGUUGUGUUAGAAGAGAAACCACAGUCGUUCGAUAAAAGUAAGACAAUCAUGACCCAGCAAGCCGAAGAAACUACGGUAUUUUUAGAAGGGCUACACGCUUCUAAGCAGCAAACACUAGAGACUACUAGUGAUAUUAUUACAGAAUCACUCACUGAACCUUCUAAAGCUAGUAUCAAUUUAGACUGUCUAUCAACCUUUAUCGUUUCGGAAAGUGUUUCUGAAGAAUCCGUGUCUGAUGUCAUAAAAGAACACAUCAAAAAGAGUAACGUCAAAAAAGAUGUUCUAAUUUUAAAACCUGUUGAACAAACCGAAAUUGUUGUUGAUGAAAAUACCACAAAUAUAACGGAAAAGACAAUGGAACUAAAAGUUGCACAUCUAAAACCUAUUCAACAUGAAACACCUGAAUAUGAAGAAAGUUUACCCAUACUGCGGGAAGAUACUCACAUUUUAGAAGAUGAACGUCUUCAUUCGAUUUCACCUAGAUCAUCAGAUAUAGAGGAAUCUGAAGAAAUAAUAACAAAAUUUAUGCAAACUCCAGGGAAGAGUGAUCCUGUGCAAAUUAAAACCAAACGAACGAUACUAAGAAAAAAGAAAAAAACAAAGAGUACUUUAAACCGUAUGAAUGAAGGUAGUCAACAUGAAGGUGACAUUGUUAUAGAAGAAACAAUAGAUGAUGAUUUCGAUGACACACCCACUAGAGAUUCAAAACAUAGUGUCAAAAUAGAAGAGUAUGAAGGAGAAGAAAUUUCUGAUAACACUGUAGCUGAUAAAAGUAUGGUAGAAUUACCAGAUGACAACUUUUAUAUACCAAAAAUACUAACACAUGUACAUAUAGAAGAAAUGGUUGAAAUUGACAAAACGCCUCAAAAAGUUAAAAAUCAAGAAGAGGACAAGAUACCAGUUGGCAUUGUACAAACUACAAAAGAACUCACUGACGACACCCUAAAACCAUUCAAAGAUUUAAACUUAACUGAUCAUGCUCAGGUAGUCGAAGAGAAGCCUGAAGAAGUUAUAGUGACUGAAGUCGAAACUGAAACUGGUGAAACUAAGAAAGUUAAAACUACUAAACGUGUAACCAAAAAAGAUAAAGGAAAAACUAAAGAAGUCACUGAGAUUAUAACAGUUGAAAAGGACACAGAAAAACCGGUAACAGGCGUAACAAUUACAGAAAAGAUGUCACCUGAGAAAGAAGACAUUAAGCCAGUUGAGGUCGUCGAACUUCCAGAAGAGACCACAUUUGAAGAGACAGAAACGCCUGAAGGUAAGCGCAAAGUUAAGAAAAUCACAAAGCGUACAAUCAGAAAACUCGGACCGAAAAAAGAAACUACACAAAUUAUUACUGAACAAGAAGAUGACAAGACACCAGUCGUCACAGUACACACUACACAAGAACUCACUGACGAAACCGUAACACCUUCAGAUGACUUACACAUUCCUGAACAAGCUAAGAUUGUCGAAGAGCAGCCUGAAGAAGUCAAAGUGACUGACGUCAUAACUGAAGCAGGUGAGACUAAGAAGGUGAAAACUACUAAACGUGUAAUUAAGAAAGAUAAAGGGAAAAAGAAAGAAGUCACUGAGAUUGUUACAGUCGAGAAAGACGGAGAAGAACCGGUAACAAGCGUCACAGUGACAGAAGAAAAGUCGCCUGAGGAAGAAGACAUUAAGCCAGUUGAGAUCGUCGAACUUCCAGAAGAGACCACAUUUGAAGAGACAGAAACGCCUGAAGGUAAGCGCAAAGUUAAGAAAAUCACUAAGCGUAUAAUCAGAAAACUAGGCCCGAAAAAAGAAACUACACAAAUUAUUACUGAACAAGAAGAUGACAAGACACCAGUCGUCACAGUGCACACUACACAAGAACUCACUGACGAAACCGUAACACCACUCGAUGACUCGCACAUUCCUGAACAAGCUGAGGUAGUAGAAGAGCAGCCUGAAGAAGUCAAAGUGACUGACGUCAUUACAGAAACAGGUGAGACUAAGAAAGUGAAAACUACUAAACGUGUAAUUAAGAAAGAUAAAGGGAAAAAGAAAGAAGUCACUGAGAUUGUUACAGUCGAGAAAGACGGAGAAGAACCGGUAACAAGCGUCACAGUGACAGAAGAAAAGUCGCCUGAGGAAGAUGACAUUAAGCCAGUUGAGAUCGUCGAACUUCCAGAAGAGACCACAUUUGAAGAGACAGAAACGCCUGAAGGUAAGCGCAAAGUUAAGAAAAUCACUAAGCGUACAAUAAGAAAACUGGGCCCGAAAAAGGAGACUACACAAAUUAUUACUGAACAAGAAGACGACAAGACACCAGUCGUCACAGUGCAUAGUACACAAGAACUCACUGACGAAACCGUAACACCUUUAGAUGAAACACACAUACCAGAGCAAGCUAAGGUUGUCGAAGAGCAGCCAGAAGAAGUUAAAGUGACUGAUGUUACAACUGAAACAGGUGAGACUAAGAAGGUUAAAACUACUAAACGUGUGAUUAAGAAAGAUAAAGGGAAAAAGAAAGAAAUCACUGAGAUUGUUACUGUCGAGAAAGACGGAGAAGAACCUAUAACAAGCGUCACGGUGACAGAAGAAAAGUCGCCUGAGGAAGAAGACAUUAAGCCAGUUGAGGUCGUCGAACUUCCAGAAGAGACUACAUUUGAGGAGACAGAAACGCCUGAAGGUAAGCGCAAAGUUAAAAAAAUCACUAAGCGUAUAAUAAGAAAAUUGGGCCCGAAAAAGGAGACUACACAAAUUAUUACUGAACAAGAAGACGACCAGACACCAGUCGUCACAGUGCACACUACACAAGAACUCACUGACGAAACCGUAACACCUCUAGAUGACUCACACAUACCUGAGCAAGCUAAGGUUGUCAAAGAGCAGCCUGAAGAAGUCAAAGUGACUGACGUCAUAACUGAAACAGGUGAGACUAAGAAGGUGAAAACUACUAAACGUGUAAUUAAGAAAGAUAAAGGGAAAAAGAAAGAAGUCACUGAGAUUGUUACAGUCGAGAAAGACGGAGAAGAACCGGUAACAAGCGUCACAGUGACAGAAGAAAAGUCGCCUGAGGAAGAAGACAUUAAGCCAGUUGAGAUCGUCGAACUUCCAGAAGAGACCACAUUUGAAGAGACAGAAACGCCUGAAGGUAAGCGCAAAGUUAAGAAAAUCACAAAGCGGACAAUCAGAAAACUAGGACCGAAAAAAGAAACUACACAAAUUAUUACUGAACAAGAAGACGACAAGACACCAGUCGUCACAGUACACACUACACAAGAACUCACUGACGAAUUCGUAACACCUUUAGAUGACUCACACAUUCCUGAACAAGCUAAGAUUGUCGAAGAGCAGCCUGAAGAAGUCAAAGUGACUGACGUCAUAACUGAAACAGGUGAGACUAAGAAGGUGAAAACUACUAAACGUGUAAUUAAGAAAGAUAAAGGGAAAAAGAAAGAAGUCACUGAGAUUGUUACAGUCGAGAAAGACGGAGAAGAACCGGUAACAAGCGUCACAGUGACAGAAGAAAAGUCGCCUGAGGAAGAAGACAUUAAGCCAGUUGAGAUCGUCGAACUUCCAGAAGAGACCACAUUUGAAGAGACAGAAACGCCUGAAGGUAAGCGCAAAGUUAAGAAAAUCACUAAGCGUACAAUAAGAAAACUGGGCCCGAAAAAGGAGACUACACAAAUUAUUACUGAACAAGAAGACGACAAGACACCAGUCGUCACAGUGCAUAGUACACAAGAACUCACUGACGAAACCGUAACACCUUUAGAUGAAACACACAUACCAGAGCAAGCUAAGGUUGUCGAAGAGCAGCCAGAAGAAGUUAAAGUGACUGAUGUUACAACUGAAACAGGUGAGACUAAGAAGGUUAAAACUACUAAACGUGUGAUUAAGAAAGAUAAAGGGAAAAAGAAAGAAGUCACUGAGAUUGUUACAGUCGAGAAAGACGGAGAAGAACCUAUAACAAGCGUCACGGUGACAGAAGAAAAGUCGCCUGAGGAAGAAGACAUUAAGCCAGUUGAGGUCGUCGAACUUCCAGAAGAGACUACAUUUGAGGAGACAGAAACGCCUGAAGGUAAGCGCAAAGUUAAGAAAAUCACUAAGCGUAUAAUAAGAAAAUUGGGCCCGAAAAAGGAGACUACACAAAUUAUUACUGAACAAGAAGACGACCAGACACCAGUUGUCACAGUGCACACUACACAAGAACUCACUGAAGAAACCGUAACACCUCUAGAUGACUCACACAUACCUGAGCAAGCUAAGGUUGUCGAAGAGCAGCCUGAAGAAGUCAAAGUGACUGACGUCAUAACUGAAACAGGUGAGACUAAGAAGGUGAAAACUACUAAACGUGUAAUUAAGAAAGAUAAAGGGAAAAAGAAAGAAGUCACUGAGAUUGUUACAGUCGAGAAAGACGGAGAAGAACCGGUAACAAGCGUCACAGUGACAGAAGAAAAGUCGCCUGAGGAAGAUGACAUUAAGCCAGUUGAGAUCGUCGAACUUCCAGAAGAGACCACAUUUGAAGAGACAGAAACGCCUGAAGGUAAGCGCAAAGUUAAGAAAAUCACAAAGCGGACAAUCAGAAAACUAGGACCGAAAAAAGAAACUACACAAAUUAUUACUGAACAAGAAGACGACAAGACACCAGUCGUCACAGUACACACUACACAAGAACUCACUGACGAAUUCGUAACACCUUUAGAUGACUCACACAUUCCUGAACAAGCUAAGAUUGUCGAAGAGCAGCCUGAAGAAGUCAAAGUGACUGACGUCAUUACAGAAACAGGUGAGACUAAGAAGGUGAAAACUACUAAACGUGUAAUUAAGAAAGAUAAAGGGAAAAAGAAAGAAGUCACUGAAAUUGUCACAGUCGAGAAAGACGGAGAAGAACCGGUAACAAGCGUCACAGUGACAGAAGAAAAGUCGCCUGAGGAAGAAGACAUUAAGCCAGUUGAGAUCGUCGAACUUCCAGAAGAGACCACAUUUGAAGAGACAGAAACGCCUGAAGGUAAGCGCAAAGUUAAGAAAAUCACUAAGCGUACAAUAAGAAAACUGGGCCCGAAAAAGGAGACUACACAAAUUAUUACUGAACAAGAAGACGACAAGACACCAGUCGUCACAGUGCAUAGUACACAAGAACUCACUGACGAAACCGUAACACCUUUAGAUGAAACACACAUACCAGAGCAAGCUAAGGUUGUCGAAGAGCAGCCAGAAGAAGUUAAAGUGACUGAUGUUACAACUGAAACAGGUGAGACUAAGAAGGUUAAAACUACUAAACGUGUGAUUAAGAAAGAUAAAGGGAAAAAGAAAGAAGUCACUGAGAUUGUUACUGUCGAGAAAGACGGAGAAGAACCUAUAACAAGCGUCACGGUGACAGAAGAAAAGUCGCCUGAGGAAGAAGACAUUAAGCCAGUUGAGGUCGUCGAACUUCCAGAAGAGACUACAUUUGAGGAGACAGAAACGCCUGAAGGUAAGCGCAAAGUUAAAAAAAUCACUAAGCGUAUAAUAAGAAAAUUGGGCCCGAAAAAGGAGACUACACAAAUUAUUACUGAACAAGAAGACGACCAGACACCAGUCGUCACAGUGCACACUACACAAGAACUCACUGACGAAACCGUAACACCUCUAGAUGACUCACACAUACCUGAGCAAGAUAAGGUUGUCGAAGAGCAGCCUGAAGAAGUCAAAGUGACUGACGUCAUAACUGAAACAGGUGAGACUAAGAAGGUGAAAACUACUAAACGUGUAAUUAAGAAAGAUAAAGGAAAAAAGAAAGAAGUCACUGAGAUUGUUACAGUCGAGAAAGACGGAGAAGAACCGGUAACAAGCGUCACAGUGACAGAAGAAAAGUCGCCUGAGGAAGAAGACAUUAAGCCAGUUGAGAUCGUCGAACUUCCAGAAGAGACCACAUUUGAAGAGACAGAAACGCCUGAAGGUAAGCGCAAAGUUAAGAAAAUCACAAAGCGGACAAUCAGAAAACUAGGACCGAAAAAAGAAACUACACAAAUUAUUACUGAACAAGAAGACGACAAGACACCAGUCGUCACAGUACACACUACACAAGAACUCACUGACGAAUUCGUAACACCUUUAGAUGACUCACACAUUCCUGAACAAGCUAAGAUUGUCGAAGAGCAGCCUGAAGAAGUCAAAGUGACUGACGUCAUAACUGAAACAGGUGAGACUAAGAAGGUGAAAACUACUAAACGUGUAAUUAAGAAAGAUAAAGGGAAAAAGAAAGAAGUCACUGAGAUUGUUACAGUCGAGAAAGACGGAGAAGAACCGGUAACAAGCGUCACAGUGACAGAAGAAAAGUCGCCUGAGGAAGAAGAUAUUAAGCCAGUUGAGAUCGUCGAACUUCCAGAAGAGACCACAUUUGAAGAGACAGAAACGCCUGAAGGUAAGCGCAAAGUUAAGAAAAUCACUAAGCGUACAAUCAGAAAACUAGGCCCGAAAAAAGAAACUACACAAAUUAUUACUGAACAAGAAGACGACAAAACACCAGUCGUCACAGUACACACUACACAAGAGCUCACUGACGAAACCGUAACACCACUCGAUGACUCACACAUUUCUGAACAAGCUAAGGUUGUCGAAGAGCAGCCUGAAGAAGUCAAAGUGACUGACGUCAUAACUGAAACAGGUGAGACUAAGAAGGUGAAAACUACUAAACGUGUAAUUAAGAAAGAUAAAGGGAAAAAGAAAGAAGUCACUGAGAUUGUUACAGUCGAGAAAGACGGAGAAGAACCGGUAACAAGCGUCACAGUGACAGAAGAAAAGUCGCCUGAGGAAGAAGACAUUAAGCCAGUUGAGAUCGUCGAACUUCCAGAAGAGACCACAUUUGAAGAGACAGAAACGCCUGAAGGUAAGCGCAAAGUUAAGAAAAUCACAAAGCGUACAAUCAGAAAACUAGGACCGAAAAAAGAAACUACACAAAUUAUUACUGAACAAGAAGAUGACAAGACACCAGUCGUCACAGUACACACUACACAAGAACUCACUGACGAAACCGUAACACCUUUAGAUGACUCACACAUUUCUGAACAAGCUAAGGUUGUCGAAGAGCAGCCUGAAGAAGUCAAAGUGACUGACGUCAUAACUGAAACAGGUGAGACUAAGAAGGUGAAAACUACUAAACGUGUAAUUAAGAAAGAUAAAGGGAAAAAGAAAGAAGUCACUGAGAUUGUUACAGUCGAGAAAGACGGAGAAGAACCGGUAACAAGCGUCACAGUGACAGAAGAAAAGUCGCCUGAGGAAGAAGACAUUAAGCCAGUUGAGAUCGUCGAACUUCCAGAAGAGACCACAUUUGAAGAGACAGAAACGCCUGAAGGUAAGCGCAAAGUUAAGAAAAUCACAAAGCGUACAAUCAGAAAACUAGGACCGAAAAAAGAAACUACACAAAUUAUUACUGAACAAGAAGAUGACAAGACACCAGUCGUCACAGUACACACUACACAAGAACUCACUGACGAAACCGUAACACCUUUAGAUGACUCGCACAUUCCUGAACAAGCUAAGAUUGUCGAAGAGCAGCCUGAAGAAGUCAAAGUGACUGACGUCAUAACUGAAACAGGUGAGACUAAGAAGGUGAAAACUACUAAACGUGUAAUUAAGAAAGAUAAAGGGAAAAAGAAAGAAGUCACUGAGAUUGUUACAGUCGAGAAAGACGGAGAAGAACCGGUAACAAGCGUCACAGUGACAGAAGAAAAGUCGCCUGAGGAAGAAGACAUUAAGCCAGUUGAGAUCGUCGAACUUCCAGAAGAGACCACAUUUGAAGAGACAGAAACGCCUGAAGGUAAGCGCAAAGUUAAGAAAAUCACAAAGCGGACAAUCAGAAAACUAGGACCGAAAAAAGAAACUACACAAAUUAUUACUGAACAAGAAGACGACAAGACACCAGUCGUCACAGUACACACUACACAAGAACUCACUGACGAAUUCGUAACACCUUUAGAUGACUCACACAUUCCUGAACAAGCUAAGAUUGUCGAAGAGCAGCCUGAAGAAGUCAAAGUGACUGACGUCAUAACUGAAACAGGUGAGACUAAGAAGGUGAAAACUACUAAACGUGUAAUUAAGAAAGAUAAAGGGAAAAAGAAAGAAGUCACUGAGAUUGUUACAGUCGAGAAAGACGGAGAAGAACCGGUAACAAGCGUCACAGUGUCAGAAGAAAAGUCGCCUGAGGAAGAAGACAUUAAGCCAGUUGAGAUCGUCGAACUUCCAGAAGAGACCACAUUUGAAGAGACAGAAACGCCUGAAGGUAAGCGUAAAGUUAAGAAAAUUAUUAAGCGUACAAUCAAAAAACUA